Messenger RNA from Protopterus annectens (West African lungfish), 788 nucleotides. RefSeq names its product transmembrane protein 178B (gene TMEM178B). The coding region runs from base 1 to 525 and encodes 174 amino acids. The record is from RefSeq and is a predicted model, not a curated record. The transcript is spliced from 3 exons. NCBI's taxonomy places the organism in Eukaryota, Metazoa, Chordata, Ceratodontiformes, Protopteridae. Gene Ontology annotation, cellular component: membrane.
AUGUAUGAUUUAACCAGUGAUGGAAUAACAGUGGAUGUGCAGAAUACUGUAGCUAUAUUAGUAAGAACCAAGUCAAGUAGUGCUGUGCCUCUGGCAGGUGAAUAUACUAACAAGGAGAACAAACCACAAUAUACUAACCUAAGAAGGAUGACAGCUGGUUUCAUGGGAAUGGCCAUGGCGAUUAUCCUCUUUGGCUGGAUAAUUGGGUUGCUAGGCUGCUGCUGGGACCGAGGCCUUAUGCAGUAUGUUGCAGGACUUUUGUUCCUUAUGGGAGGAACCUUCUGCAUCAUUUCACUGUGUACCUGUGUGGCAGGGAUUAACUUUGAGCUCUCUCGCUAUCCACGAUACCUCUACGGCCUUCCUGAUGACAUAAGUCACGGAUAUGGCUGGUCCAUGUUCUGUGCUUGGGGUGGCCUGGGUCUAACCCUCAUCUCUGGAUUCUUCUGCACAUUGGCCCCUUCUGUUCAACCUGUUCCCAGGACUGGAUGCCCAAAAUCUAGGCCUGAAAAUGGAACCGUUUGCUAAGAAUUACUAAAGGGAAAUAAAGCUUGGCUGUUUUGUCCUGACAGGCUUGCUGAAAUCUAAAAUAACAGAUUUUUACCUAUGAAAAAAAUGGUGAUAAGUGUCAAUUAAAAUCACGCAAGCAGAAACAAUGUAUGCUAUACCAGCCAAGGGUGCUUUGUGUAUGCAUUUAAAACUCCACAGAAAGUACUAAGUAAUGGAACGCUUACUGUAAGUAGUCUGUAAUGAAGAGUGAGUUAAAAUAAAUCAGGAAUCCUUACCUUGGA